CGGGAGGGAGAUCCGUUGUGGAGUUACGGGAAAGUUGGUCCGAGUUUCCAGUUUCCCUCUGUAGUUCCCCAGUGCCCUGUUCCCGGUUUCCCUCAGGCUUUCGCGGUUCACCCGGUCCCUCUCUCUGCCGCCGGCCGCCAUGGAGCAGCCACCGGCGCCGAAGAGCAAACUAAAAAAGCUGAGUGAAGACAGUUUGACUAAGCAGCCUGAAGAAGUUUUUGAUGUAUUAGAGAAGCUUGGAGAAGGGUCUUAUGGAAGUGUAUUUAAAGCAAUCCAUAAAGAAUCUGGCCAAGUUGUUGCAAUUAAACAAGUGCCUGUUGAGUCAGAUCUUCAGGAAAUAAUCAAAGAAAUUUCUAUAAUGCAGCAAUGUGACAGCCCUUAUGUUGUAAAGUACUAUGGCAGUUAUUUUAAGAACACAGACCUUUGGAUUGUUAUGGAGUACUGUGGAGCUGGCUCUGUCUCAGACAUAAUUAGAUUACGAAACAAGACAUUAACAGAAGAUGAAAUUGCAACCAUUCUAAAAUCUACAUUGAAAGGAUUAGAAUAUUUGCACUUUAUGAGAAAAAUACACAGAGAUAUAAAAGCUGGAAAUAUUCUUCUCAAUACAGAAGGACAUGCAAAACUGGCAGAUUUUGGAGUGGCUGGCCAACUAACAGAUACAAUGGCAAAACGCAAUACUGUGAUAGGAACUCCAUUCUGGAUGGCUCCUGAGGUAAUUCAAGAAAUAGGCUAUAACUGUGUUGCUGACAUCUGGUCUCUUGGCAUUACUUCGAUAGAAAUGGCUGAAGGAAAACCUCCUUAUGCAGAUAUACAUCCAAUGAGGGCUAUUUUUAUGAUUCCUACAAAUCCACCACCAACAUUCAGGAAACCUGAACUUUGGUCUGAUGAUUUCACUGAUUUUGUUAAAAAGUGCUUAGUGAAGAAUCCUGAGCAGAGAGCUACUGCAACACAACUUUUACAACAUCCUUUUAUCAAGAAUGCCAAACCUGUAUCAAUAUUAAGAGAUCUGAUCACAGAAGCUAUGGAGAUCAAAGCUAAAAGACAUGAGGAACAGCAGCGAGAACUGGAAGAGGAAGAAGAAAAUUCGGAUGAAGAUGAGCUGGAUUCCCACACCAUGGUGAAGACUAGCUCAGAAAGUGUGGGCACAAUGCGGGCUACAAGCACAAUGAGUGAAGGGGCCCAGACCAUGAUUGAACACAACAGCACAAUGUUAGAAUCUGAUUUGGGGACCAUGGUUAUAAACAGUGAGGAUGAGGAAGAAGAAGAUGGAACUAUGAAAAGAAAUGCAACUUCACCACAAGUACAAAGACCAUCUUUCAUGGACUACUUUGAUAAGCAAGACUUCAAAAAUAAAAGUCAUGAAAACUGUAAUCAGAACAUGCAUGAACCCUUUCCUAUGUCCAAAAAUGUUUUUCCUGAUAACUGGAAAGUUCCUCAAGAUGGAGACUUUGACUUUUUAAAAAAUCUAAGUUUAGAAGAGCUACAGAUGCGGUUAAAAGCAUUGGACCCCAUGAUGGAACGAGAAAUAGAAGAACUUCAUCAACGAUACACUGCAAAAAGACAGCCCAUUCUGGAUGCAAUGGAUGCUAAGAAAAGACGGCAGCAGAAUUUUUGAGUCUAAUUUUUCUCUGUUUUUAUAGCUACUCUCGAGACCAAGAAACCACUAAGAAUUGAAGGAAUAUUUUGACUUUUUUAGUCCCUAAGAUGUAUGUUCUUCAACUAGGCAAAGGUCAAAAAUUUAUGAUGGUACAUACCUAGGUAAUUUCCCAAUGGAUAGAAUUUACAAUCAUACCCACUGUGCUUUCAGUUUUAAAUGAUGAGGACAAUAGAAAUGUGUUCUUCUUUUUUCUCUUUCAGCUAUUAUUCCAGCAAUAAAACUAAUCUAAAAUGAAAGCUAUAUUAAAGAGACCUUGAAAAUCCAAAGCUAUUGUUUUACUUGUACAGCACUGAAGGGCUUUAUGUUACAAUAUUCUUUAUUCCCAUCUAGAAGCCUAUUUAUUUUAUCCCCUUAGCUAGAUUUAUUUAUUUAUGCUAUUUCACUUUUUGUUUUAAAAAAGACAACAUCAAGAUAGCUUUGGUGAAGGUGGGAACAUACUAAUAGGUUAUAAUGCACAACCAAAUUAUAUAAGCAGGGGACUGUGAGUGCGUCCUUAGAUUUCCAGGACAGCUUUUCAGUAGAAACUAAUCAAAAAUAGCAGUAGUACCCAAAUGGACUAGAUCCUUUUUAUAUCGAAGCAAUAAUUCCAUUUUUACCUUUUGAAAUUUUAAAUUUUUGAUUUUGAUACAAACAUAUAUAUGUCAAACAGAAGUGUAAUAUUUAAAACCAAAGAAAUCAGUGGCCUUGAAAAAAUGUAUGGUAAAUAUUUGAAGAAAUGAAAUCUUAAGAUAAAUGUGAUUUGUUAACAUUGUUUCAUGUUUCAUGUGUAAGUCUGAUAGCUAAACCAAAUCAAACUGUAAUAAGCUCAUCAAGUUUAUUUCUGUGAAAAUGUGCUCUAAUAUCACAGGCCGUUAGUUGGUUUCAUUUAUUUCCUGGGAAUUGGUAAACACCAUGUGCCUGAGAUAACACAACAGCAAAAAACAUUUGUAUUGAGCUGUGCAAGCCUUGGGAACUAAAAAAAAUGGAAAAAGAUUAAAACCAUUAAAAAGAAACUCAUUUGUAGGCUGAAUGAACAUCUGCAUAAUUGUACUGGGACCAGUUGUUGACUAAGCUGUAUAUGGCCAUCUUGACAGUGUUUGUCCUUUUGUGUGUUUCAUUACAAUGUGUAAGUCAAAAUGACAAAUAAACUUUACUGUUCUAUCCAGCA
This is a messenger RNA of Dipodomys ordii (Ord's kangaroo rat), 2804 nucleotides long. RefSeq names its product serine/threonine kinase 3 (gene Stk3). The record is from RefSeq and is a predicted model, not a curated record. Gene Ontology annotation, molecular function: ATP binding; protein serine/threonine kinase activity. The transcript is spliced from 11 exons. Gene Ontology annotation, cellular component: cytoplasm. The coding region runs from base 140 to 1615 and encodes 491 amino acids. Gene Ontology annotation, biological process: regulation of MAPK cascade; intracellular signal transduction; protein phosphorylation. NCBI's taxonomy places the organism in Eukaryota, Metazoa, Chordata, Mammalia, Rodentia, Heteromyidae.